AUGUUCGGUUUCAGGCCGAGCUUGUCAACGCAAGAUGUCUUCCUUCUACUCAAGGAAGACCUCUUUGACUACCUCAGCACCAGAAGCAAGUCAUCAAUUUUAGCCAUCGACGUGAAGGGAGCUUUUGACGUCAGUCACGAAGCUGUCCCCUGCAACCUCGAAGACCUGGGGUGUGGGUCUCAGACCCACCACUAUGUCAGGAAGUUUCUCGCGGACCACACGGCUCCAGUUAGAAUAUACAACCUGCACAGAGACAACUUCCGACCACCGAGGAAAGGCACACUGCAGGGCUCGGUCAUAUCGCCGUUGCUCUUCAACGUUGCCAUGAUCAAACUACCCAGCCUCCUCGACGCUAUACAAGAGCUACGACACGCUUUUAUGGAGAUGCUAUCACUUUAUGGAGAAGGGCGUCAUACACCGGAACGCAAGAAACACGCCUACAGGAAGUAG
This is a messenger RNA of Dermacentor andersoni, 450 nucleotides long. NCBI's taxonomy places the organism in Eukaryota, Metazoa, Arthropoda, Arachnida, Ixodida, Ixodidae. The record is from RefSeq and is a predicted model, not a curated record.